CUCCCCUCCAUAAGUACCCUACACCCACUGCCAUUCCUCUUCAUACCCACCGCUACCAGCCACCGUUACUCCAGCAAAGUACAGUGAAGCAUGACUAAAAUGGUAAUCACCGGCGGCAUUGUCUUCCUCAUUAUCACUCUAUUGUCGGUAACCGAAGCUAGAAUCCCCGGAAACUACGCCGGCGGGGCAUGGCAAGGUGCUCAUGCUACCUUCUACGGCGGCAGUGAUGCUUCCGGCACUAUGGGAGGUGCUUGUGGAUACGGCAACCUAUACAGCCAAGGCUACGGCGUUAACACGGCGGCGUUGAGCACAGCGUUGUUUAAUAACGGACUUAGUUGCGGUUCUUGCUUUGAAAUCAAAUGCACCAACGACCCACGGUGGUGCCACCCCGGAAGCCCCUCUAUCUUCAUCACCGCCACCAACUUCUGCCCACCGAAUUUCGCCUUACCAAACGACAAUGGUGGUUGGUGCAACCCUCCCCGUACUCACUUUGACCUCGCCAUGCCCAUGUUUCUUAAAAUUGCAGAGUAUCGUGCCGGAAUCGUCCCCGUCUCUUACCGCCGAGUCCCUUGUAGGAAGGCAGGCGGGAUUAGGUUCACAAUUAACGGUUUCCGUUACUUCAACUUGGUUUUGAUCAGCAAUGUUGCGGGUGCGGGUGAUAUUCAAAAGGCAUGGGUGAAAGGAACAAAGACUAAUUGGAUGAGCAUGAGCCGUAACUGGGGUCAAAACUGGCAAUCUAACGCUGUUCUUACAGGUCAAUCCCUCUCUUUCAGGGUUACAGGCAGUGACCGACGUACCUCCACCUCAUGGAACAUUGUUCCCGCCAAUUGGCAGUUCGGUCAAACCUUCACCGGGAAAAAUUUCCGAUUUUAG
Lactuca saligna is the source of this 873-nucleotide messenger RNA. The record is from the annotation of a GenBank genome assembly. Lineage: Eukaryota; Viridiplantae; Streptophyta; Magnoliopsida; Asterales; Asteraceae.